Molecule: messenger RNA, 4783 nt
Organism: Ruditapes philippinarum (Manila clam)
Lineage: Eukaryota; Metazoa; Mollusca; Bivalvia; Venerida; Veneridae
Exons: 18
Coding region: 211-2970 (919 amino acids)
Source: RefSeq, a predicted model, not a curated record
UGUGUGUCAAGUAACAGAAAACAUCGACGGAGAGUUUUAUAUACGUGUAUUGCAUAUUUAGAUGACCGAUUAUGAAAACUUAACCAAAAACACGCAUAAUUGAAAUGGUUUUCAAUAACCAAGUCAUGCAUGAGUGCCCAAGUUUACGUUUGCUCCCAAGUUUACGUAUGCUCGAAUAUUGAAUCUAUAUUAUCUACGACAUUGUGAAACAUGACAACUAAAACCAUGGCAACAAGUUCACAGACUUUGAAGAAAUCGAUCUUAAAGAAACCGCCAAAAAUUGAGUUUACAUCUUUGAAGAAAGACAGCAGAGAACUGUGGCGAAAAGCCAAGAAUGUUAGCCUAACGUCUGGGUUGUCAAGGAAACCAAACGCUAUGAAGAUGAGGAUGGAGGUUGACAAACUAUGGGAGUCCAGUCAGCUACUCAUGAAGAAAGAAGGGUUGGGACUUGCAGAGGACGACAUAGAAAAGUUAAGAAGAAUUAUUAAAGAAGCUGUUGAUAUGAGUAGCCGAAUUCGUGUGCUCAUCCGAGAAAAAGACACAUAUACAGAUGAAGAUGUUGUUGGCCAUGCAAAGGAUAUAAACAACUUACAGCUGUUUCUACAUAAUGUAGUGGAGAUCUGGACAAAAGUUGAUGACCAUCUGAAAGAGAAAUUUUCUCACCGAGUUAUGGCAGAAAUGAUGGAACUGGCCACAGAUAUAGCUUCAGUCUACGGAGAAGUCAUGUCUAUAUUUCUGCAAAGGUUCGGUCUCGAUAUUGUACCUUUGCUCCGUCCAGUGCAUGGUUUGUUCUACAGUAUUAGUAUCCACUGUCGAUACCAUUGUCCGGACAUUGCCGAGGAUGAUGUCAACGAGAUGAGGGCAUUGUAUAGCAGCUUUCUUACCGCAAUGUUGAACUUCAUGAAGAGCACAAAAGUCCUUCUGAAGAGACUAAGAUUUGACACCGAGAUUAUUGCACAAAGAAGGCGACUUGUUCAAUCAAAUAUAUCAGCUGUGAUUGAAGUGAUGCACUCCAUGAUUAAAGAUGGUCGAAUGUGCGCGGCUGCGGAGUAUGUAGACACAAUAGAAAGAAUAGGAAGCUUGUGUACUGACAUUUUCUUUGUCGUCGGCAAAACAUCGGGGAUAGCAGAACAGCUUGAGUUAGGAGAGGGGGUAUUAGCUCUAGAACCAGCGGAAGUGCUCGGGGAGAUAUGCCACUCUGACGUCAUGAGAUGUCCUAUAGAGCAAAGACCUGUUGUGCUGAAAAAUCUCGAGAUUGACGAUGGGUCUUCAUUUAUUACAGACGUUUUUGUCCAAACCGGAAGUACAUUCAACCCUUCUCAAAAGGUCACAUUGCGCAUGCCUUUCUCCGGUGCAGCGUUUCCGCCAGGAGCGGUUAUCAAAGUGAAACUGAAAAUAGGCGAGGAAUGGUAUGACACUCCAGGCAUUAUAGUGCGUGAUCAAGGUCCAGAUUCUCUUCAACUUUUACCAGACGGUGUUAUGAAAGUCAGCAUUAAAAAUCAAAAGAAAGACAAAGAAAAAGUCCCUACCCCUGUUACGGAGGAAAUGAUUGAGUUCAGCUCGAAGUAUAUGCAGGCAUUUGUUGCAACUAUAGAAUACAUUGCAUUGAUGAAGGAGCUCUCCCCAUCUGGAUAUUGUUAUAUAUGUCCCGAGGACGACAGAGUCAGACUGAACUUUCCCGAAGAUUGUGUCUCUAAUUUAACAUCACUGGCAUUCAAGUUGAUUCAAAUAAACCGAGCAAGGAUGUUUGAUUACAAGGAACAAUGUCCUAAUUUAUGUCGUAACAUCUUGGCUAUGUCAGAUAUACUCAAAGUGUAUCAUGACGACAACGUCGUAUUUAUGAAACCAGUUAUGUGUCAUUUGCCUAUCCCUAAUGACAUCGACGACACAGAAUCAGAAAUUGUCAUCUUCCGCUCACGUGAUGACGGUGAAUUGGAGCUUAUACCAAAACGAACAGCGAUGUUAUGUCCUUCUUCACAAAACUGUUACACAUUUCAAGUACAGAGUUUUAGCGGAAUUGCAAUAGGGAAGGUAAAAAAGAAGAACUUAAGGAAAAAUCGUGCAUCAAUUGUAGAAGAGUAUGAACUUUACACAGAAGAGGCGUACAUUUGCAAUAUUCUCACAUUCCUUGAUAAAUCUUUACUACAUGUGGGUCUAGUCAAGGUGUUUUGUGAAGUUGUGGAGAGGAGGUUUGUCAAGAAAGCAUUGAGAAGAAGAACAAAGGAAGGAUUAUUUGAGGUCCCUGGAAGCCGUUCACCAAGUAUUCGCCUCAAGAAUGAGGAUAUAAUUUGUAUAGAGAUGGAGGGGAAUAUACAGCGGAUACGAGAAGUUCCGUUACAAAAUUAUUUCAUUGUUUUCCUUGUUAGUGCUCGAGAUAACUACAGAACGUUUUCUGUGGAACCAAGGAAAGAUCCCGAAAACAGAGCCUAUGGCUUAUUGAAUUAUUACAAAGACAGCGAGGAUGAUCAACCUUUCCUCCAUAGUGCUCACAUCGACGCCAACAAAUAUAUGAUAGGGCAUCUUGACCGUGCAAAAACCGCUCCAAAUACAGCCAGAGGACCAGGGGUGAUGACACCAAAAUCAUUUGGUGGAUCAUGGACAACUUCUCGACCAGCAACAAGAUCGGCUAGAGAAUCAGUCAAAUACAGAGCAGUCUUUGAUGAAGUUCCUGUAUUAAGUCAUCAAAGUAUCCUUGCAUUGUGCAGCUAUCUAAAAAUAGAAACAGUUCAGAAUCUAGCGUACGAACUCGGCGUUCCAUAUGAUGAAGUCAUGGAAUCGAAAUGUUCAGGUGAGCCUCCAGUAAUGAUUAACUAUAACAUUUUGUGGAAAUGGAGAGGACCUAAACCAGCUAGAGAAAAGGUUCAACAACUUAUUAACGCAUUUAGAAUAUGUGGGUACUCCCAUAUCGGAGAGAAAAUCAUGAACGCAGGAAACCAGAAAAGAGCGCUAACAAAAGAAGAAUUCAAAUAGAAAAAAAAUGUUAGGAAACAAUCAUAUGUGCUAUUCAAGAAAAUACAAGAAAAAAGUGAUGCCAAAAAAUAAAUAUAAACUAUAACUGCAUGUUGUCUUCAUGCAGAAGUACUGACGUGCCGUUUUUGGUAAAAGAAAAUUACUUCCACAUGCUUAUGUACGCGGAAUAAAAACAACGUUUUGGACGUUUACAGUUUCCAUAAUAAUGUAAACUGGUAAUAACAGUUGGAAUCAGGCGAUGAUUUUAUGUGUAUGUGUAUUAGAAAGGACGCAUGUUGUUUUUUAUUUGUAAAGUAACUAUUGUAAAUCCCAUUUCAGUCUUAUAUAGUCUAAUAUUACUUCAUUCAUAUAUUCUUUUGCCUGUCCAUAUGAAGAAAUUCUGAACAUUUCGUAACAGUUUUUGCAUGUACAAAUACAUGUUGAUGUACAAUCGACAGUUCUUCAAUAGCAUUUGACACUGUUGCUGAAACUCCACCAAUGUUAAUCAUCUCUUCUUGUCAACCAAUAAUUAUAACAUUUCAAUUAUUAUCACCCUUUAUUAAUAAUAAAAUAAGCUCAGGCGGUGACAAGAUUGUGCUUUGAUGUCCCUGUUUUGUCCAGAUACUUCGGAUGUUGCUCUUCUAGACAUUUACAGUCUUAUUUAGCAUCAUUUACAUCAAAUGUAAAAAAAAUCAAUCAUAUAAACUGUUAAAAACUAGAAUAGAAUGUUUUAUUAUAAUUUGUUAUCAAUGGUUUAUUUCCUUAUUUGUGAUAUAUGUAUGUAAAAUCGAUUAUGUUUUAUAGCAUUAUGAGGAAAUACUUUCAUUUUGAAUUUCAUUGUUUCUGUGUUAGCACUAUUGUGUUUAUUAAUUUUGGAAAUAGUGUUUUAUCGUCUAUUUUUUUAAAAAUGAAUUUGCCACUAAAAUGGAAUUGAAUUCGAUCGUACAUUAACACCAUCCACAAUGUAAUUAAUAUACCAACUCAGUAUGUGUUCUCUAUAUAAUAUCAGAGAAGAAAAUUUCGCCUGCUGGUAUAUGGUUAGCGAUUACAAAAACGUGUCAUUUGUUUAUGACCUGAUGACACCAAAAGAUGAAACAGUACACUUUGUAACUCUGUCUUGAUAAGAAGAAAUUCCCUUAGAUAAAUCUAGCAUCUUUUCCUGUCUUAUUAAGUAAUUUGUUUGCACAUGAGGAAGUUUAAUCUGUUUUAUCAAAAUUAUUUUAUAUGUAAACUACCUAAGUAAACCCCCGAUUGUUUCAAUGAUGUCACGAUUCAAUGUACCGUCUUCCAUUUAGCAUUUGAAUCUUUAAUCGCCAUCGUAUAUUUCUGUUGGGAAGGUAAGCACAUCUACCUGGUAGGUUACAUACUUUAAUUUCAUGCAUGCCUGAUCCACUCAAGCUAACCGAACGAGUUUCCAAAAUGUGAUUCUUCGAAAAUAAGCCUCGUCACCAUUUAUAGUACAAUAAACUCUAUUCUGUUGUUCUAUUUUUCACUACUGACAUCGACAUUGCUACUACUGAUGCCUUUCUCGGCCUCACUAAUGCUUUUGUUAUUUCAAAUGUCAUUAGUGAUUAUUUCAGCACCAACACCAUUCAUUGCAUUACCGUUGUUUUUACACUCAAUAAUAUCAUUGUAGUUCACUUUCAAAUAAUGUUUCAUCUUUCUGAACAGCGUCUUUUUAACCACUGUCAUCGCUCCUGUAAUCUUUGCAAAAGAUAUCACUGUUUGUACUCAUGUUGCUAUUGCCUUUAUUCCUUACAUUAUUAAAAUUAUUACAAGCAUCACUUCUCGUUUUAUUUACUUUACCACAUAUAGAACCUAUGUUUUCUUGUCU